GGAAUUGUGGGCGGCGACGGUUCGGAGCGCGGCCUGAGGCACUCCGCCAGAAAGGCGUGGGAGUCCCGCUUUCGCUCUUCCCUCGCCGUCAUGCUGGCGCGGCUGCUGCUCCUGCGGCCAGGGCUGGCCUGGGGGCGCUGCUACGGCCGCCGGCUGCCCCGCGCGGAGGCGGCCAAGAACAGCCCCCCGCGGGUCUUGCCUGUUGCCAGGCAGUCUGGCAGCCAUGCCAGGUUCUCCUGCUUUCUGCGGGUUCCUCGCAGCCUGCCCAAGCUGUCCCCAGCUGUGCUGCUGGUUUUGCCCCGCAGCCUUGUCCCACUGGGCCGGGUGGCAGCCUUGUGGGCAGGGCCAGCCUUGGUGGGACUGGGGGCUGGCUUCAGCAAGAGGGUCUUCUGCCAGGAAGCCCAAAAGAUUGAGGUGGUGUGUGUCCCCCCACCUGAAGAGCCACCCUUCGACUGGGCCAUGUUCUGGAAGUUCCUGCGUCCUCAGCUACUGGCACUGACAGCAGCAGUCUUGUUUGCCUUCGGUGCCGCAUUCCUCAACAUACAGAUCCCGCUGUUACUGGGCCAGAUGGUGAACGUGGUGGCAAAGCACAUGCGUGUAGGCGAUUAUCUGCGUUUAGUGCGUGAACCUGCCCUGCGCCUGUUGAGCAUCUAUGGGCUGCAGGGCGCAAUGACCUUUGGGUAUAUCCUGCUGCUGUCAUGGAUUGGGGAGAAGGUGGCUAGCAGUAUGCGGAAGCAGCUGUUCUCUUCCUUCCUCAGGCAAGAGGUGGCCUUCUUUGAUGCCAAUCAGACCGGGCAGCUGGUGAAUCGCCUGACUGCGGAUAUCCAAGAAUUCAAAUCUUCUUUCAAACUGGUCAUCUCUCAGGGUCUACGCAGCCUCACUCAGACUGUGGGCUGUUUCGUGUCUCUCUACUUGAUUUCACCCAAGCUGACUGGGUUGCUUGUUGUGGUGAUGCCAUUCUUGGUGGGGAUCGGGACCUUUAUGGGCACCUCCCUUCGCAGGCUCUCUCGCAAAGCCCAAGAACAGGUGGCCAAGGCCACAGCUGUGGCAGACGAGGCUCUGGGUAAUGUCCGGACAGUGAGGGCCUUUGCCAUGGAACCCAAAGAGGUCCAACAAUAUUCAGCUGAAGUUGAUAUUUCCAGCCGCCUCAAUAUGAAUUUGGGGCUGGGCAUUGCCUUCUUCCAGGGGCUCUCCAAUGUGGCCCUGAAUUCCACGUUGUUUUAUCUGCCAGGUAUUGUGCUAGGCACCAUCUUUGUAGGUGGCUCCCUCAUGGCUGGGCAAGAGAUGACACCCGGGGACCUCAUGUCCUUCUUGGUUUCCUCCCAGACUGUGCAGCGGUCCAUGGCCAGCAUGUCUGUGCUGUUUGGCCAGGUGCUGCGGGGCAUGAGUGCCGGGGCCCGCGUCUUUGAAUAUAUGAACCUGUCGGCAGAGACCCCUGUGUGCGAGAGGGAGCUGCUUGCCUGUAGCAUGCUAAACGGGCACAUCGAGUUCCAGGAUGUCAACUUCAGUUAUCCCACCCGGCCAGGCUACAAGGUGCUGGAGAACUUCAGCCUCUCCAUCCCUGCUAACAAGACUGUGGCUAUCGUGGGACAGUCUGGUGGCGGGAAGUCGACUGUGGCGGCUCUCUUGGAGCGGUUCUAUGAACCGACGAAGGGUACCAUCUUUCUGGAUGGGCGUGAUAUUUCCACCCUUGACUCUUCCUGGCUCCGGGGAGAGGUCAUUGGGUUCAUUAACCAGGAGCCAGUGCUAUUCAGCACAACCAUCAUGGAGAACAUCCGCUUUGGCAAACUAUGCGCAUCUGAUGCAGAGAUUUAUGCUGCGGCCCGUCUUGCAAAUGCCGACGAUUUUAUUCGCAGUUUUCCCGAUGGAUACAACACUACUGUGGGGGAGCGCGGAGUGACUUUGUCAUCAGGACAGAAGCAGCGAGUCGCCAUCGCCCGGGCACUGAUUAAGAAUCCUAAAGUGCUGAUCUUGGACGAGGCCACAAGCGCCCUGGACGCAGAAUCGGAGCAUGUGGUUCAAGAGGCCUUGGAUCGGGCCGUGGCUGGUCGCACCGUGCUGAUAAUCGCCCAUCGCCUCAGCACGGUGAAGGACGCAGCCCUCAUCGUGGUCCUGUCCAAGGGCCGCGUGGCUGAGGCUGGGACACAUUCCGAGCUAUUACGGAAGGGCGGCAUCUAUGCAGAGCUGAUCCGCCGCCAAACCAAGGAUAUUUGAAGAAGGCAAAGCUGCUCAGUUCCUGGACGUGGAGCCUUUUUCUGCCCUCUCUUGCUCAGCAUCCGGCAGCAGCCCCACCUGAGUUGGUUGCUCAGGGGAAGGCCCAGAGCCUGUUGCUCUGGGACGCCCUAUUGUAGGUUUCAGGGAACGUUGCUUUACUGUCCCAACGUGGAAGGAAGCCAUGUGCAAGUUUCAAAUACAGCCUUUUAUAUUUGGA
Messenger RNA from Candoia aspera, 2431 nucleotides. It is a transcript of the gene ABCB8, whose product is annotated as ATP binding cassette subfamily B member 8. NCBI's taxonomy places the organism in Eukaryota, Metazoa, Chordata, Lepidosauria, Squamata, Candoiidae. Gene Ontology annotation, biological process: transmembrane transport. The transcript is spliced from 16 exons. Gene Ontology annotation, molecular function: ATP binding; ATP hydrolysis activity; ABC-type transporter activity. The record is from RefSeq and is a predicted model, not a curated record. The coding region runs from base 91 to 2214 and encodes 707 amino acids. Gene Ontology annotation, cellular component: membrane.